This is a messenger RNA of Lottia gigantea (owl limpet), 2097 nucleotides long. RefSeq lists its product as hypothetical. Gene Ontology annotation, molecular function: aldehyde dehydrogenase (NAD+) activity. The transcript is spliced from 14 exons. Lineage: Eukaryota; Metazoa; Mollusca; Gastropoda; Lottiidae. The coding region runs from base 63 to 1547 and encodes 494 amino acids. The record is from RefSeq and is a predicted model, not a curated record.
UCAGCAUACCUAGUAGGGAUACAGAGCACAUAAAGAUAGAUUAACUUUUAUUUUCAUUGAAGAUGUCUGAUCCAGAACCAAAUCCCAAACAAGAAAUUAAUUACACUCAGAUAUUCAUUAAUAAUGAAUGGCAUAAUUCAGUGAGUGGAAAAGUUUUCUCUACAAUUAACCCUGCUACUGGAGAGAAAUUAUGUGAUGUUCAAGAAGGGGACAAGGCUGACGUUGAUAAAGCUGUCACUGCUGCCAGAACGGCGUUUAAAAUAGGAUCAAAAUGGAGAACUAUGGAUGCUUCCAAACGAGGAAAGUUGUUGAUGAGAUUUGUGGAAUUGUUGAAAAGGGAUAUAUCUAUUAUUGCUAAUCUGGAGACAUUAGAUAAUGGUAAACCGUUCUAUGACGCUGUGGAUGAUGUUAAAGGGACUAUCUCUGUAUUUGAGUACUACGCUGGCUGGUGUGAUAAGAUAUGUGGUAAAACUAUACCAGUGGAUGGUGAUUAUUUCACUUUUACCAGACAUGAACCAGUGGGAGUCUGUGGUCAGAUAAUACCGUGGAAUUAUCCUGUUUCUAUGUUGUCAUGGAAACUAGGUCCAGCUCUGGCCUGUGGUAAUACAGUGAUACUGAAACCAGCAGAGCAAACGCCUUUAACUGCUUUAUAUUGCUGUUCCUUGUUUAAAGAGGCUGGUUUCCCACCAGGGGUUGUGAAUGUGGUACCAGGGUAUGGUCCAACAGCUGGAGCAGCAAUAUCUGAACACAUGGAUAUUGAUAAAGUAGCAUUUACUGGUUCUACAGAGGUUGGAAAACUGGUGAUGCAAGCAGCAGGAAAAUCCAAUUUAAAACGUAUAAGUUUAGAACUCGGUGGUAAAAGUCCAUUGAUUAUUUUGGCAGAUGCAGAUGUUGAUAAUGCUGCUCUAUGGGCCCAUGCUGCUAUUUUUAAUAAUAUGGGUCAGAACUGCUGUGCUGGAUCCAGAACAUUCGUACAAGAAGGAAUUUAUGAGGAGUUUGUAAAGAAAGCAAAAACUAUGGCUGAAACGAGACCAGUCGGUGAUCCAUUUGAUGCUAUGACUCAGCAUGGAUCUCAGAUUGAUGAAGCCCAGUUCAAGAAGAUUUUAGAUUUUGUAGAGAGUGGUAAGAAGGAAGGGGCUGUGUUAGAGGCGGGCGGGGAAAGAUUUGGAGAGAAAGGAUAUUUUGUUAAACCUACAGUAUUCAGUAAUGUUACUGAUAAUAUGAAAAUAGCUAGAGAAGAGAUCUUUGGACCUGUUCAAUCAAUCAUUAAAUUUAAAACAUUAGAUGAAGCAAUAGAAAGAGCUAAUAAUACAAGUUACGGACUGGCUGCGGGAAUUAUAACUAAUGAUAUUAAUAAAGCUAUGAUUUUCUCUCAAGCUGUACAGGCGGGUUCUGUUUGGGUGAAUUGUUAUGACAUAGUAACAACACAGUCUCCUUUUGGUGGAUUUAAACAAUCUGGUCAUGGCCGAGAACUAUCAGAAUAUGCCAUCAAAGAAUAUACUGAAGUCAAAGCUGUAACGAUCAAACUACCUCAGAAAAAUUCAUAAGGCGCCACUAUCCCUGUACCUCAAUUGACCGGCAAUACACAAUAACAGCAAUAACAAAUCAUGGUGAUGGUAAUAAACUACGACGCAAAUAAUAAAAAAGACAACACACAUGUUAUACCAGUUUAAUUUUAGGAUAUUGAAUAUCAACAUAUAUCCGUUGAUUAUGUAUUGUGAAUUAUAUAAUAUAGUAAUUUAAUAAGCAGAUUUAAAUACAAAGGUUCAUGAUAAAUUAUUCAUGAGAACAGUUUGAAUUUAAUUAUUUCACGUUUUGGUUGUUAUAUUACAAAAAGAUUAUGAUCCAGUCAUUAUAUAUUAUUACAUUACGUGAUAUUAUUUAACAUUCUGAUAGUAAAGAUAAUACAGGCGAUUAUAUUAUGUUUCAAUUGGUUGACAUCAUUUGAUAACUCAUGUUUGUCUAUUUCCCUGGAAAAGAGUGUAAUAUUCUUCCCUUUUUUCGGUGAUUACGACACCCCUUUCUGAGUAAACGUUUUUGAAAUCUCCUGAACUGUCGAGCCAUCUGUUUCUGCAUUCCUGAAAGAUUCUUUUGGCG